UACGUAGCUAAUGAGCCAAUAUACAACAUCCCGGAGUAGAGGUAUUUAUCUGAGCUUGGAGCUUGAGCCUGAGCCCUGGAAAUUAAAACAAUACGUUGAAAAAGCAAGUUUAUUUGUGAUUCAUUUGCAUCGGCUCUUGCAACAAAUAUACCGCCUCCACAUACGGGGAGGACCACCGGACAGACGGCUGUCUGCACAUUAAGCCUGUAAGUAACAGCUGCGCGGACGCCCUCCUCUACUGUAACGUUAGUUAGCUAGAUAACGCUCCACUUUGACUGUUAGCUAUCGAGUUUGAAAAUGGCCACAGACGAGCUCUCGUCCAAGCUCAGCCGUCGGCUGCAGAUCGAAGAAGGAGCCGAGGACCCUGUUGCCGUGGACGUCCCCGGACACGAGAAUGGGUCCGAAGUGAAGCCGAGUACGGCCAACGCAGACUCGGAGCUGGGCGCUAAGCUGAUGCGGCGAGAAGGGCUGAACGAGGGGCACGGUGAGCACUGUCAGCCCAGCAUGAAGGUCUUCAACCCCUACACCGAGUUCAAGGAGUUCUCCCGAAAACAAAUCAAAGACAUGGAAAAGAUCUUCAAAACGUAUGAUGUUGAGAAAGACAACUUCAUUGACCUGAUGGAGCUGAAGCUGAUGAUGGAGAAGCUCGGAGCCCCACAGACACACCUCGGUUUGAAGAACAUGAUGAAGGAGGUGGACGAGGACCUGGACAACAAGCUCAGCUUCAGAGAGUUCCUGCUGAUCUUCAGGAAGGCGGCAGCAGGAGAGCUGGCAGAGGACAGCGGCCUCAGUGUCCUCGCUCGCCUCACUGAAAUCGAUGUCUCCACAGAGGGGGUUAAAGGAGCCAAGACCUUCUUUGAAGCCAAAGUCCAGGCCAUCAAUGAGUCCAACCGGUUUGAGGCAGAGAUCCGCCAGGAGCAGGAGGCCAAGAAGAAGCAGCUCGAGGAGCAGAAACAGAGAGGAGCUGCUUUCAGAGAACUGCAGGCAGCCUUCAAGUGAUCACCUCUCUCUCCUCUCAGGACCUCUCACUUUCUGUGCUCUACUAGUGUUUGUCAAUGUGUGUGUUUGAGCGCUCCAUGUAUACCAGACGGUGGUAGUCCUGAGUCACACACAGGUUGAAAGACCCACACAUGCUGGUCACUAGUCUACGAUACAACGGACUGGAUACAUUAUGAAAAAUCAGCACUGUCUGCGCUUUUACAGAUAACAAAAAGAAUCAUUGAUCCAUCUGUCUAGAAGCAUCUGUUCAUUUAGCUCUUUAGCUCAGUAACACUCUGAAAAAAACAAUACAAGUUUAGUGCAAUUAUAGCAGGAUUUCCAUGAGAGCAGUCUGUAAGGAGCUAAAUGAACAGAUAAUUCUUACAGUAUCAGUCAUCCAUCACUGUGUCCCCAACAUCAAAGAGCCAAUUUUACCCACAUAUCAACUGUGUCGGCACAGUGGCGCCGCCGACGCAGACGGCUCUGGCAAAAAAUCGUUGAAAUGAUUGUCACUGUGAUAACUUUCCAGAGAAUAAACUGCUGUGCAGUGUUUUGACAUCUAAUAAACUUUCAAAGUCAAGAAGUCGUUACUCCAGUUGGCCUCGAGCUAAAAUGACCCAGUGUCCAGUUCUUAGUCUUUGCGUAGAAUAGUGAUGAAUGCGCUUGUUGCACUGUCCAGGCUACAGUGUCAGUCAGCUUGUUUGAGCUAUAUUUGACAUUGCUCAUUCCCAAACUCAUUAAAUCCACAGUGACACUUUGCAGACGUGCAAUCCAUCUGUCACAUAAAAUUCAGUUCAGUGUUAAAUGUUGAACAAAUAGCUGAGCUGUACUUUUUUACUGUCAGCUCUGUAUUUUUGUACAAUGGGGUUGGGUGGGUAUUGAGUAGAUUUUGGUAGUUGUGGUUUGGGAUAGUUGUGGUGUUGGUCAGUCUUUAGCGUCAUGUUUUGCGUCGGCCCUCUGAAAUACAGCUUUGAAAUAGUUUUGUUUUUGUCUUUUUUUCCAUUUUCGGGAAACGAUUCCUUUCCUAUCAGCUCUGUUAACAUUUAUUCACCAACUUUAGAGCUCAGAUCUGGAGAUGAGGUGACUUCGCUGUAGACUCUCUGCUUUAAUUUUGCAGACCGUAAUCUGGAAGUUAAACAUCCAAAUUUUCCGGGCAAUACUUCCUGGUUAAAAUUUGAUUUGUUUACAGUAGUUGGCGAUAAAAACAAACAUUUAGUUUGCAUUCACUUGUGUUUUGAUUUGCAGACAAGGGGAUUAGUGGUUUGGACUCAAGUACCUGCAGCUCAACACUGAAUGACUGUUUUCAUGCCUGAUAGGAAUGAUAGCCUAAAACUAUGCAAAUAAGGCGUAGGCUUCUCUUUUAAAAAAAGAAAUGUUCCGACUGAAUGCGCUUCCCCCUCCCCCGUAUGAAUCUGUAGGUCUUACACAGAAUAUCCCCUGUUCCAUGAUGGCACUUGGACCAGUACAACUUGUGGUGCUUAAAAGCUUACACUGCUUUACAUAUUUUGCUGUUGUCUCGCUUUAAAUGUUGACCUUCUGGCGGAUGUGAGCACAGUGUGUCAUUAGUUUGCCACGAGUAGUAAGGGAAGAGAAGUGCGAGUCCUGGCAGAGAUGUGACUAGUGCUUCCCCUCAUGUGAGCUGCUGCCUUCAUGUCUUAUCAAAAGACGAAGAGUAUAACUUCUUAGCAAGAUCUUCAAAUCCUUGUUUAGAAAUUGAACCCAGCCUUGAAUGCUAAUCAGCUACUUCCCUGUGGUCCUUACUUGUUGUGAGCUUGUGUAUGAUCUGUAAUCAGGUAAAUGUUUUUGGCAAAGAGAUGCCCAAUUUGCACUUACUUGAUCAUUUGAUGUAAGUGUCUUAAUUCAGAGAAAGUAGAUUUAACUUUAAUUCAACAUUAUCUUCCUGUCUUUGAAACUUAAAGUGUUGAUCCUGAAGACCGUUUGGUGGAUUGUGCUCAUGGAUGCAUGGUAGCAACCCUAAGCUAUUCAGCAUAAUUGCUAUUACACCAUAUAGAGAUAAUGGACUGCCAUUAUUUUAAAGAUAAUCCAGCAACAGCAUGUGAUCUUUUUAACAAAGUACAAACACCUAUUAAUUACAAGCAAAAUUUGUUCUAACUGAUUGUAAUGCAACCCACGUAACCUAACCAUAAACAGUUGACUUCACUUUUAUUGUCAUGGUAAUGUUACUGCAAGGCAGGCCCAUUUUUAUAAGAGAACAGCCUCACCUUUAUCCAAAGUUAGUGCAUCUCUGUUGUUGAAUCCCAAACGCUCACACUGUUUACUUCUCAGUGUGUCAUGGUUACAUGUGCAGUACGGCUCGUUAGUUUCCUCUAUUGUGCGUUCAUGAAGAGAACAACAAAUAGCCUGAGUUAAUGAGAGCACAGGGCAUGCCAUAGGUCAGUGACAUUUGAUGCGUUUUAUGAAUUCCUUGCAGUAACAUUACUGAAUGUUCUCAAUAGUUUGUACACAACUGAUCAUAUUAUUGUAUAUUUUACAAAAGUCUGUUGUCCAAAUUCCAAGCAAGUAAAAAAAUAAAUAAAAUAAAAAGGAAACUGUUUACUGAUGUGAUGUAUAACAGUGGGCGACACUGACAUACACUGUCAUAUAGUAGGUCAUCUUCUGUAUCAGAAACAUGUACUUAUGAAUGAUGUAAUAGUGUAUUCAACCACCUCGUCAUAUAUCUAAAUUUAUAAAACAUGUAUGUUGACUGGGUGUUUCUUCAAAUCACCAGUUAAAUAUCACAUAUUACAUUAGUCUAAAUGAUCUUCAGGAUUAUCAUUUUAAAUUCUGAGAUGUUUGUUUAUAAGAACAGGUGAAGAGAAAAGCAAUUUUUUCUUAUCUGUGAAAAGUGUUUUUGCAGGUCAAAACCUUUUUUUUGUUUGUUUUUUUUGUCAUGACCAUUUUGUCCAAGUGUGCGUUGUUGUAACACUCAUUGUGGCCACUAGAGGCUGAAGUGCACCACUACCACUACCCACGCCCUAAAUUAGUAAAGGCAUUCAUGUUUUCUUUCAGGUGAAGCUAAAUAAUUUCACCUGCCAAAGAUUUUAAACCCACCUGUUUCACAGACGGGAAAAGAAUUUAAGGAAUGGUUAUCUUGGCAAAACAGAAAACAAGUUAGAUCAGACUUAGAAAAUGGAUCACCAGAUUUAUUUUCUCACUUGCCUCUCAGGGCUUCUGGAUAGCACAGAGCAAUCAAAAACAUUUUUAGGGCUCAUUUGUUACUUAAUGUAUGAGAGAGAAACUUUUGGUUCGUUAUUAUGCCAGCACUUCACAGCACAUUGUGGCCAAAAUGUACUUAAUAAGAACCAAAAAUACCCAGUACCUUUUUUUUAGGAUGGGGGGGUGUGCAGCAUGUUGUUUCUUGUGUGAAGUAGAGGAUGGUUAGUGAGUAUUUUUGUCAGAUUGUUCAUGUAUUUUUUUCCCUGGUGUGAGAUAUAUAUAUCACACCAUAUUACACUGAUUUUUAAUUUUUGUUCUUUUGAGGGGGAAAAAACAAACAAAAAUUAUGAGCCCUAAUUACAUGGAAAUCUUUCACUGUUGUGUCUCCUUGGUGAUUUUCUAUUAAUCUUGUCUAUGGACUAUGCUAACACUGUAUUAUGUAUUGGAGGGGUAACGGGAAACAAUAAACUUCAGAACAUUAAACAUGACCUAAUUACUGAUGGAGAAUGCAGACUUUAAGUUGAGCGCACACAUAGUGGAUUCCAUGAAUAGUUAUCUUGCCACUGAAUUCUCCUCCCACUUCAUUCCUUAAUGUCCCUACUGUUAACAGAAUAGUGCCAAACUACUGUCUCUGGGCCCAGUCCAGUGGAGCUUUUCUCUAUAUGGCAACAAAAAUGUGAAUGGAAAUGAUAUUGACAAUGAUAACUGCAGAAUAUAGUUAUUUAGAAAGCUGUUGACCAUUGUUGGUAUUUGCUUGGCAUUCUAUUGUUGGCAUAGCAGUCUGUCAUUCAUCAACAUUGAAGCCUGAAGUCCAUCAGUGCUAUGGAUGUAUUUUUCUGCUGCAAUUCUCAUUCUUUGCCACUGAGAGACAUGUAUCCACUCUGAGGGACUGGGAAUAGCUUCAAAAGUACAAGGACUCAACUUUAAAUCUAUGUUCCCUCUCUGAUGUUUAGAAAGUCAACUGUGAAAAACUGAGCUGGGAGGGAAUGUGGGGGCUCUGGGCUGAAUAGCAGAAUAAGGGUUGAUUUAGUUUUUCCUUCUUUGUUUUUUUGUUAGCAUGUACAGCUGUACUGUCUUGUAUGCUGAUAAGAAAUGAGAAAUCUUUCUAAUACACCUUUAUUUUGAUUUUCAAUAAAGUGCACCCUUUUGUUGCAAUAAA
This is a messenger RNA of Micropterus dolomieu (smallmouth bass), 5293 nucleotides long. RefSeq names its product EF-hand domain family, member D2 (gene efhd2). Gene Ontology annotation, molecular function: calcium ion binding. The transcript has 4 exons. The coding region runs from base 298 to 999 and encodes 233 amino acids. The record is from RefSeq and is a predicted model, not a curated record. Lineage: Eukaryota; Metazoa; Chordata; Actinopteri; Centrarchiformes; Centrarchidae.